Messenger RNA from Lampris incognitus (smalleye Pacific opah), 591 nucleotides. It is a transcript of the gene s100a11, whose product is annotated as S100 calcium binding protein A11. The transcript has 3 exons. Gene Ontology annotation, cellular component: perinuclear region of cytoplasm. Lineage: Eukaryota; Metazoa; Chordata; Actinopteri; Lampriformes; Lampridae. The coding region runs from base 138 to 401 and encodes 87 amino acids. Gene Ontology annotation, molecular function: transition metal ion binding; calcium ion binding. The record is from RefSeq and is a predicted model, not a curated record.
UGUCUGCAUCGGUGAAUGGAGAUGGAGAGUAUAAAUGGUGGGAGGCCAGCUACAAACUGGAGACGAGGUCCUUCAUACCUGCUGCUAGGGCAUCUUACCUCCAACACAACAGGCAGCGUUAAGCCACUCAAACCACAAUGGAAGCUGCCAUCAAAGUCCUUGUCUCUCAGUUUGAGACCUACGCCGGGAAGGACGGAUCCUCCAGCACCCUGAGCAAAGAGGAGUUCCGCAGUCUGGUGAUCUCUCAGCUACCCAACCUUGUCAAGAACGCCAGUGAUCCAGGGGUGAUCGACCAGCUCAUGGGCUCACUGGAUCAAAACAACGACGGGGAGCUGACUUUCCUCGAGUUUUGGCAGCUGAUCGGAAAACUGGCCGGCAAACAGGGAGGAUUCAACAUGUAGAAUAUCUCGUCCUCUUCGCCUGUCAACCUUUGUGCAGUCAUCCAGCUGAAUUAUGCCAUCUAUAGAUGUACCUUCAAGUGCAAUUUAAGUCUUUUGUCCAUGUGCCAGUGCCACAUGUAAAACCCUUGGUUAAUCAUUUGCUCAAAGCAGGAAACUUGGAAUUAAAGGCUCCGUUGUCUUGAACUCUUCU